AUGUCUCUGCCCAAAGUCGCCCUCAUCACAGCGGCGAGCAGCGGCCUCGGCGCGGCCAUUGCCCGCAUGCUCGUGGUGGACCUCGGCAUGAACGCCGUGAUCAAUUACCACCGCAACGCCGCGCGCGCCGAGGAGCUGGCCCGGAGCCUGCGCGAGGAGCGCGUCGCCAGGUUAGCCGGCUCCGGCGACGGCACGACGCCCGAAAUUCGACUGAUCCAGGCAGACGUGAGCAGCAAGAGCGACAUCUACAGCCUAGCCGAGAAGGCAGCCGCCGCGUUCGAUGGCCGGCUGGAUGUCGUCAUCUCCAACGUGGGGUGGACGCAGGUCCGCAACUUUGCCGAUAUCGAGGACGGGGUCGAUGAGGACGACUGGGAUCGGUGCUACGCCGCCAACGUCAAGUCGCAUCUGUGGCUGUUCCACGCGUGCAAGCCCUACCUUUUGGAGUCGAAUAAGAGGGACGAGGGGUCGGCUGUGUUUGUGAGCACGGCGAGCGUGGCGGGGGUGAAACCUAGCGGGAGCAGCUUGCCUUACGCAGUCACGAAAUCCGCCCUGAUUCACCUGAUAAAAUCUCUCGCGAUCAUCUCGGCGCCCGACAUCAGAGUCAACUCGGUCUCGCCCGGAAUUCUAUUAACGGAAUGGGGCUUGUCGUUUCCCCAAGAACGAUUGGAUGCUGCGAAGAAGGCCAACAAACUAGGGAGAUUUGCGACUGUGGAGGACGUCGCAGAACAAGUUCGGACGUUCGUCGUGUCUCGGACAAUCACUGGCCAGAACGCGGUGAUCGAUGCAGGAUUUAGCUUAUAA
Molecule: messenger RNA, 801 nt
Organism: Parascedosporium putredinis
Lineage: Eukaryota; Fungi; Ascomycota; Sordariomycetes; Microascales; Microascaceae
Source: the annotation of a GenBank genome assembly